Peromyscus eremicus (cactus mouse) is the source of this 3245-nucleotide messenger RNA. It is a transcript of the gene Thnsl1, whose product is annotated as threonine synthase like 1. Gene Ontology annotation, cellular component: cytoplasm. The transcript has a single exon. The record is from RefSeq and is a predicted model, not a curated record. The coding region runs from base 253 to 2565 and encodes 770 amino acids. Lineage: Eukaryota; Metazoa; Chordata; Mammalia; Rodentia; Cricetidae.
GGGUGGAGAAAGGGUCAUCAGAGCUUGAUAAAAGCAUGGUGGAAGCGGCCCAGUGAAGCUCGUUGCUUUGUGUAAUUAAUAUGUCAUAAUUAUAACGGUUCAUGAAGAAGGAUAGUUAGUAUACAAUGUGUCUAUUAUAAUACUUUUUAAGUGUCUCAUCAAUUUGAAAUAUUUUGAACAUCUUAUGUGUUGAGGGCAUGGAUAUAGUCAGUCCUAUCAGAAUUUUAACCAUUUGUUGAAAUAAGUAACCAAAUGUCUUUUUUUUUUUCUGUCUUGAAAAAGGCUAAAGCCAACAUAGGUUGGCUUGGGCAGAAAAGUGCAAUGCUGAACUUCACCAGAUGUCGACACCUGAAACAGAUAACGCAGAAGUGUUUUUCCAGUGUGCCGGUUCAAGUGUGGACUCGCACACAACUCCUGCUCUCACGAGCCUUUGCACAUCCAGAACCAGGAAAGUCAUGGCACUCAACCCACGCUCUUCCUGGAGACAAAAAUAUUAUCCUGAUGGGGGCUCCUGGUGCAGGGAAAACAACAGUGGGCAGAAUACUAGGUCACAAACUAGGCUGUUGUGUCAUCGAUGUGGAUGAUGAUGUCCUCGAGAAAGCCUGGAACAUGAGCGCUUCUGAAAAACUGCAGGAUGUUGGUCAUGAGCGAUUUUUAGAAGAGGAAGGAAAAGCCGUGUUAAACUUGUCUGCAUCUGGAAGUGUGAUUUCCCUCAGUAGGUCCAAUCCCAUGCACGAUGCUAGCAUGUGGCAUCUGAAGAAAAAUGGAAUCGUUGUAUACCUGGAUGUGCCUCUAGUAGAUAUAAUUGGUCGUCUGAAGUCAAUGAAAAUUGGUAGGAUUGUUGGUCAGGAAUCUGGAAGAUCCAUGAGAGACUUUCUGAGGCAUCAAAGACUGUACUAUAAGAAGUGGUUUGAUACUCGAGUCUUCUGUGAGAGCGGGGCUCCGGCCGAGGAGGUCGCGGACAAAGUGCUGGAUGCAGUGAGGAGAUAUCAAGAUGUGGACUCCGAGACAUUCAUUUCAACAAGGCACGUUUGUCUUAAAGACCAGGACAAGAAGUUCCCACCAAAAUACUUCAGCGAGGCAGUGAUUGAGGGGCUGGCAUCCGAUGGUGGACUCUUUGUUCCUGAGAAGGAGUUUCCAAAAUUAAGCUCUGGGGAGUGGAAAAGCCUAAUCGGAGCAACCUAUAUAGAAAGAGCACAGAUACUUUUGGAAAGGUGUAUUCACCCUGCAGACAUACCUGCCACCAAACUGGGAGAAAUGAUCGAAACUGCUUAUGGGGACAACUUUGCCUGCUCCAAAAUUGCCCCCAUCAGGCACCUCUCAGGCAACCAGUUCAUCCUGGAGUUGUUCUACGGGCCGACGGGCUCCUUUAAAGAUCUGUCUUUACAGCUCAUGCCUCACAUUUUUGCUUACUGUAUCCCAUCAAGUUGCAAUUACGUGUUACUAGUAGCUACUUCUGGAGACACCGGGAGCGCAGUCUUAAAUGGUUUUAGCCACCUUAAUAAAAACGACAAGCAAAGGAUCUCUGUGGUCACAUUUUUUCCAGAGGAUGGAGUUAGUGAGUUUCAAAAGGCACAGAUAGUUGGCAGUCAGAGAGAAAAUGGAUGGGCGAUAGGUGUCAGGUCAGAUUUCGAUUUUUGCCAGACAGCUGUAAAACAAAUAUUUAAUGAUUCUGAUUUCACUGGCUUUCUGAUUGUGGAAUAUGGAACAAUCCUAAGUUCAGCUAAUUCUAUAAAUUGGGCUCAACUGCUUCCCCAGGUAGUCUAUCACGCAUCUGCCUAUCUUGAUCUUGUGAGCCAAGGGUUUAUUUCCUUUGGAAGCCCAGUAGAUGUCUGUAUUCCCACAGGAAACUUUGGCAACGUAUUAGCAGCAGUGUAUGCCAAGAUGAUGGGCAUCCCUAUUCGAAAAUUCAUCUGUGCCUCUAAUCAGAACCAUGUUUUGACUGAUUUCAUAAAAACUGGACAUUACGACCUAAGGGAUAGGAAGUUAGCACAGACAUUUUCACCGUCAAUAGAUAUUCUCAAACCUUCAAACCUGGAGCGACAUUUAUACCUGUUGGCUAACAAAGAUGGGCAGUUAAUGGCGGAUUUGUUUAACCAGCUAGAGAGUCAGCUCCACUUCCAAAUAGAGAGGAUGCUAGUGGAGAAGCUGCAGGAGGACUUGGUUGCAGACUGGUGUUCUGAGGGAGAGUGCCUCGAAGCUAUCAGCACCACCUACAACACGUCGGGGUACAUUUUGGACCCACACACUGCUGUUGCAAAAGUGGUUGCAGACAGGACACAAGACAAAUCCUGCCCAGUGAUCAUCUCCUCGAUAGCCCACUACUCCAAGUUUGCACCCGCCGUCAUGCAGGCCCUGAAGAUUAGUGAACUCAACCAGACGUCGUCAAGCCAGCUUUACUUGCUGGGCUCCUACAACGCAUUACCGCCUCCUCACGAGGCUUUACUAGAGAGGAUGAAGCAGGAAGGGAAGGUGGACUACCAGGUGUGUGCAGCGGAUGUCAGUGUCCUCAAGAGUCACGUGGAGAAGCUGAUCCAAAAUCGGUUCUUAAGGCAGUCCGAGUAGAGGAUUUUUCUUGGUAAGAAGCAAAAAUAAAUCCCAAGAGUCGGCGUGGACUACAAUAGCAUUUUGUUUUAUGUAAAUGUUUAUGUGUGCAUCUGUUGGAAAUUCCGUGUCCUGAUCCCCGGGACUGACCGUUACACCUGCAGUGUACCUCCUCAGGUCCUCCGGAAGAGACAGAUGCCAGCAGAGUCCCUGGAACCUUGUGCUGUCAAGGUUUCGUCUCUGCUCAUGGGGGGUAUGGCAGUUUCUCCUUCACCCCUACUUCUGAGAGGAACAAAGUAUCUGGUAUUUAGCUUGGCAUUUAAAAAUAUUUAAAAUAAUAUUUAAGUACUGCAUCUGUACCCAUUCAUUUACUGUUUAUUCUUCAAACAGUUUGCUGCUUGAGAUAGUUAACUCACGGAGAAGCAGGAAGUUCACUAAGAUUAGAGUCAUCGUUUUUUUAACCCGUUCAAACUCCAUUUUUGGACAGCAGUUGCUUACAUAUUUCCCAGACCAUUCACUGCUCUUAGAAAGUUUGUAGUUAGGCCGAUGAAGUUUGAAAAUCAAGCCAACAUUUAACUCUAGGGUGCAGCGGUCAACAGAAAUAGUGAACACAGAAAUAAAGAAAACCUACUUCAAGAGGAAGGUGUUCCCAAAUCAGUAAUGUCAAAAAGUUUUAAUAAAAGUAUAAUUAUAGACAGCCA